AUGAGUAUCCUCAAGCUAAUGCUGUAUCAUGGUGUCCAUGUCAGCAGCCUACCUCAAAACGUUCAGUACCAUGGACGUGCUUCAUGCGUUCCAUUUAGGUGUGCUGAGAAGAACGCCCGUUUUCACUUGACCUACCAAGAACUAUGGGAUGCUGUUCGUUUUCACGAUAUGGCCCAAAUAGACACCUGGGUCAGUGAGGGGCGUGACCUUUUUGAUGACCACCAUAUGACUAUAUAUCACAUUGCUUCACAAUGCGGAAGCGUUGAGUUUAUAGAAGAGCUAGUUCGAAGGCAUCCUUCCACAACCCAUCUGAUUCUGCGCGGUAGUAAAGAUGUUGCUGUGACCAGCCUUCACUGGUGUUGUGUUAGUGCCAACGGUAAGGAAGACAGGAGCCACAGUGUCGGAAUUCUAGACGCACUCUGCACUGCAGCCGGACCAGGAGCAGCAAUAUUUGGUACAGGAGACGAAGAUGUGGUUACUUGGACGGACUGGGCAAGCGAGGACGAAAAUCUAAAGGAAUAUAUUACAUGGAGAAGAUAUAACACAACAGGUUUACCUCCCGAGAUACGGCGUCUAGACAAUCGUUCAAUUCACCAAUACAUACAAACGUUUGGCAGCAUGGGGAGUGAAUCCGCCCAGAGAUAUAAACAAGCCAUCCAAGGAAGGACAGAAACCUCCUACUGUAUCCGUCUGGUCUUCCUUGGGCACGAAGGUGUAGGGAAAACAACAUUGAUGUUGCGGAUGACUGACCAGGACGUAUCUAAAUUGAAACCCACUAAUCAGCUCGACGUCCUCCUCAAUCUGCUGAUCAUUGAUCGUAUAAGCAAUCAACGCAAACUUCUGCAGCCAGGAAUGGAACAAGAAGUUACACGCCAGAGGCUCAGAGAUGUUAUUGUCGAUUCAUUUCUGUCCGAGUCUUUAUCGGAAACUGAAGACUUCAAAACAUCGGAUGAUAAAGCGAAGACAUUGGGUACACUUAAUGUUGAUAUCGUAGCCAGCCGUGGUUCCUCUUCUGUUGAAAGCCAGACAUCCUCCAUCGUGACCCCAACCACGCCCUCUGAUGUUACCUUUCUGCCGAUCACACCAGUCUCACCUUUAUCACCGGAUACAGUCUUUGCUGGCCUUCCUACAGUUACCCCACCAGCCCACACAGAAGCAGCCAUUGUCAUGACGACUGGACCAACAGAGGAUUUUGGACAGCGAGGACACAAAACUUACGUCAGCGUCUUCGAUUUUGGUGGGGAAAUGAUGUUUUCUACUUUCCAACACAUUUUCCUGAACACUAAUGCAGUGAUACUUCUUUGCUUUAGUUUACAUAACUGUUUCGAGAACGACGCGAUUUUGGAACGUGUUUACUUCUGGCUGAAAUUCUUGUCUACAUUUUCGGAUGGAAAUUGCAGAUAUCAACCACCAGUGCUUCUCGUUGGAACUCAUUUAGACAUGGUGGAGGAGAGCCAGAGAACAACGAUCAGGAAAGAGGUCAGGAGAAAAAUCAAGAGCGACCCGAAGAUAGCUCGAGCUUUCGACAGACAUGUAGUCGAGUUUGUGGUGAUCGACAGCACACAAAAUGUACGGUCAGCGUAUGAUGGUCUCUGGAACCUCGUACUGGAGGCGGCUGUGCAUCAGUCGCAAUGGGGGCAGCUACUACCAGCUUCUUGGAUCACACUGGAACGGGACCUGAUGCUCCUGAAAGGUCAAGGAGUAAAAGUAGUAACUUUGGAUGAAGUCAAGACCAGAGCGAAGAAUCUGGUGGUACCGUUGGAUGAACGCGAUGUUCUUGCUAUGCUCGAGUAUCUUCAUGUCAUACGGAGCAUUUUAAGUUUUCAAUUAGAAAAUCCGGAUUCGCGCUUAAUAUUGGACCCACAAUGGUUGAUAAAGGCUUUCAGAAUGAUUGUGACCACUGUGAAAUUCCGCCAGGAGGGAUUAGACAUUGAUCUGAUUACGAAAUACGAAAAAACUAGAAGAUUGACCUUACCCUUUGUCGAUGCUGUAUGGACACAUGGGAGUGUAGACGGAUUCAUGGAGUUCCGAGAUACAAUUUUAUUUUACUUAGACCGUCUUGAGCUGAUCGUGAAACCACUUCCAAAAGAAGGUGAGGCAUCCGUCGACUACUAUAUAGUGCCGUGUUUGUUAGAUGAACCAAAUCCCGAUCAGAUAAGACCAUUGUUAGAACAGAAAGGAACAAUCAAAUCACCAACACUUUGUUUCGAAUUCCUUGGACGUUUCAUACCUCCAGCCGUGUACAACAAGAUUUUGGCUUCUUGCAUACAUCGAUUCGAAGUUCUUCGAAUGCCAAACCAAGACGAUAAAUUGUAUCUGCAGCAGGGGUUGGCGUGUUUUGCAAUAAGUGGGCGAUGGAAUAUGGUACUACACUGCAGAGACUCCCAAAUGAAGAUUACUUUAUUUUCCAGUGUUGUUAAGAAGGCAGAGGAAGGAGAUGGGUAUAUGGUUCGAAUCAUUUUGGAAAGUAUUGUUCAAGCUACAAUGAAAAGAUCUCAGCAGGGUCACCUAAAGUUUGAUUAUUACGUGAGUGAUCACUUUCAGGUGAAAAAUGACGAGAUUAUGGUAAAAGUUUUACUGACGACACAGAUGACGAAAACGAGGUCCCGACGGUCACUGGAAAGAGCUGUUUGGUUUACUGAACGAAAACAGAUGGUGAAGCCCUCUCUAUCAGUUUCACAAUCUGAGCGUACCUUUCUGAGAAGAUGUCCAGUGCCAAGGGAGAUAAUUCGAAUUGCAAAGUAUGUUGGGAAUACUUACACUCUUUUUUUUGGCAUCAUGGGAAUGAACGAAGUUAGAGUUCAACAACUCCGGGAACAAUUUGAGCAUGGACAACGACUGGAUUUUCUUUCUGUGAUAGCAAGAAUAACGUUCGCAUGGGAAGAUGAAUUUGGAGAUAAAGCAAACUUUAUGCUAGUGAAAAAUGCAUUUGAGUACUGUGGACUUGACCUGACUGGAUUUAUGGAAGAGAUUGCGCAACUUACAAGCAAUAGAAGAACAUUCGAUGAUCUUGGAAUUCCUGCUAGCAUUCAGAAUUCACGUCCAUUCGACGAUGAACUAUCCGAUAUAUGUAUGAUCAUCCUAAAAGGGUAUUUCAUAGUAUUCAUAGAACUUAAUGUUACCAUAGAAGCAAUAGAGCUAGCAGAAAUGGAUCACAACAAAGCCUUGGAUUUAAUUCGGUUUCUACUUGAAUAUUGGAUGGAGAAGUUUAGAGACGAGGCUACAAUUAGAAAGCUUUACUUUGCCCUCAAAGAAUGCAAAAGAAAUUACACUAAACUCCGAGGUAAAUUAUGA
Messenger RNA from Ylistrum balloti, 3294 nucleotides. RefSeq lists its product as uncharacterized. Lineage: Eukaryota; Metazoa; Mollusca; Bivalvia; Pectinida; Pectinidae. Gene Ontology annotation, biological process: signal transduction. Gene Ontology annotation, molecular function: protein binding. The transcript is spliced from 10 exons. The coding region runs from base 1 to 3294 and encodes 1097 amino acids. The record is from RefSeq and is a predicted model, not a curated record.